CAAUAUUUAUGAAAUGUUAUAAGUAAAAUGCAAUUCGUCUGACAUUAUGUUCAUUUUCAACGAUUGUGUCUAAAGUUAAAGUAAAUCAAAUAACUGAAUCCUGACCCACGAACGUGGUUUUUAUAUGCAGUAACCCCACAGUUCAUAACCGUUUAUUACCGGUUACUCACGAAAAAUCGUUUAUUGUAAUCAUUCGUUUUUUCAAUGUCAUAAAAGAAAAACAUUGUUUUCGCGUCCAAAACAUGGUAGUACCUAAUAACUAGAAUAAUUAUAUUUAUUAUACUGUUAUCACUGGGAAGUUGUAACACGUGUUGUUUGUACGCUUACCUAUAUUAAUAUGAGUAAUAACCCACGGCGACUAACCCGAAGCCAGGUUUGUACCCUACGGGAGCGAAGGCGCAGCAGAAGCGUAGGGGACACAAUGACGAGGCAGACAAAUAAUGUGCAGUCAUUGACAACAGUCUGUAACGAAGCGGAAGAAGUUAUAAAGCAAGAGAAAACUACGUUGAUUGCCGUGUUAUCAAAUAUCGAGACAUCGUUAAAUCAAUUAAAGACAAAUAUGGGAAAUAUAAAUUCUGAAAUAACAAACAUGAAAACAGAAAUAAGAAGCAUAAUCAGAAGUGAAGUAGGAGAACUGAUAAAACUUGAAAUAAAAAGUAACUUGAAGAAGUUGGAAAUUAUACUUAAAGAAUGAAAUAUGAUCGUGGGUUUGUAUGAUGAUUAUAAUAUGAAAUAAACUGUUAUAUAAAAUGUGUCUUGGUUUCGAAGCGAUUGUGUUCAUGAUCAUAACAACAAUAAUAAUAACGACAAUGAUGCGCUCGCGGCCGCCGCCCGAACUGGCUUCCCGGCGUUGCCACGCUAGCCAGCGGGUUAGCGAAUACAUGAACAAAGCUGGUCUUAACAAGUAAAUUGAUCUUUAGUUUAAUUUGUCUAAAUUAUUCAUUUUGUCAGUCCUGUUGUGAGGUAGGUAUAUCAUUAAAUAUUGAAUUUCAUUUAAUGAAUUAAUUUGUAUGUAAAAAAACUGGAUAUCUUUAGUAGUGUAAUGUUCUUGUUUCUCUGGUUUCAACAGAUCACACUUAGGAUAUUUUCAACUUUUUAUUUAAGCUAUUACACUUAUAUACGACCUAAAAUCAUAACAAUUAGCUUGUGAUAUCAUAUUGUAUCGUUUAUUUAUUUCGCGGGUGGUAAUUAGACUCGAUAAUGUUCUUAAAACUAAUUUAUUUAACACUAAAUACUAACUUAUACAUUACACUAAUUUAUUUCUUGAACUAAUUUAUUUUUACACUAAGACUAAAUUAUUUCGCCUCGUUAUUUAUUUCUGAGUCGCUUGGCCGCUUCUUUACUUUUCGCGCUCGGAAACUCGUAUUUUCUAACCUCCUUUCGGCGCCGCGCCGAACUGCUUUUAUAGAGAUUGAGGACCCACGAAGAUUGACGGGCAACUGAGUGCUGCCAAAUAUUCUCAAAACAUUUCUCGGUUUUGGGACUCUUUCAUCUAUUCAUGACUUAUAGUAAUAUCGAACAACAAUGUCCUGUCCUGUUGAUUCGCCAAAGGCUCAUGAGUCGAAGACGAAUUCAGGAUUGAUGGUCGUGCCGAUGAUUCUCCUCGAUAGACACAUACCUAUAAACGGUAUAAGCUGUCGUGAAAGAGGAGAUGCUGUAAGAAUAGAUCGGAUUGUAGUCGGAAGGAAAACGGGGAAUGUUUUGCACUUAUUUUUAUUAAUUCUGUAAAUAUUCUGAAUCCAAGAAUUAUCAUGAAGGCAUAGUCGAAUAUUGGGGUGUUGAAUUUGAUAAUGAAGACACAAACCGAACAUGUUUACGAUAACAUUAAAGUUUUAAUAGCGAUCUCUAAAUGAAAAUCCAUAAUGGAGUGUUCAGAUAUUUUAGUAGACUUCGAACAAUUAGGUGUAUCUUUUUUAUGUGCGUAUAAUAGUUGAAUACAGUUGGGGGUAUGCAAAAUUUAUUUGGUAAUCAUUUUUAACACCUUUGCCAUGCGCCAAUUGGUUUGGUCCAGAAAUGAAAAGCUAUAUUUUUGGGGUAUCUAAAAACUAGGGAAUUUAUAAAGGUUUUUCCUGGUUUUUAAAGUAAUUUUACUUGGAGUGUCGAGGAUUUUAAGUCGCUUUAAGUUGUAUUUCAUUGAUUUUUUCCAUGCGCCAAUAGGCUUGGUCCAGAAAUGAAAAGCUGUUUUGAGGUGUGUGAAAUCUAGACAUUUUGACAAUGGUUUUGAGGUAAUUUUACUUGAUUUUUGCAUGCGCCAAUUGGCUUGGUCCAGAAAUGAAAAGCUAUUUUUGGAGUGUCUAAAAUCAAGGCAUUUUGUAAGUUUUUUACAUCUUUUUCGGAUGGUUACUUUUGGGAAAACAGUAAAUUUGUAGGAUUCUACCCUGUUUUUCGUGUGCCCAACUUUUAGUGGCCUACACAUAUUUGGGAACUUUUGGGGUGGAUAAAAAUUCAUGAUUUUUGAGAGGUUUUAGGCCCUAUUUGGUUGUUUGCUUUUGGACAAACAGCUAAAUUUGUAAGAUUUUGCCUUGUUUUUUAAGACGCCAAAUGUCCUGGCCCAGAAGUAAAAAGCCAUUUUGGGGUGUGUAAAAACAAGGUAUUUUAUUGUUUUUUUUAGAGCGUAUUUGUAGGAUUCUACCCUGUUUUUCGUGUGCCCAAUUUUUGGUGGUCUACAGAUAUUUGGGAGCUUUUGGGGUGGAUAAAAAUUAAUGACUUUUGAGAGGUUCUAGGCCCUAUUCGGUUGUUUGCUUUUGGGCAAACAGCUAAAUUUGUAAGAUUUUGCCUUGUUUUUUAAGACGCCAAAUAUCCUGGCCCAGAAGUAACAUUCUAUACUCUACUAAACGAAAACAUUUAAUUUAUCUCUAAAAAUUUUUAGUUAAUUGAGUUUGUUUAGUAAAGUCCGGAAAAACAUUGUUAAUAAAAAUCAUGGCCACUGCGAAUCUGGUAGGAUUUGCUCACGUCCACUACUUUUGACUAGAAAAUAUAGAGAUUUGGUGAUUUUUGGAGAAAUUAUAUCCAUUUUCGGUCAAAAACGUGCUGAAAGUCACAAAAAAGGUAAAAACAAUUUUAAAAUUGUAGAAUCAACUUAUACGCCCGGUAUCUUUUGAUGAAAUCUGGUGAAAAAUUAGAGAAUUAAAUUGAAAAAAGUGUAAAAAAAUCUUUCUCGAGCUAAUUCGCCAACUUUUGAACUGAAAGUAUUUGCGUAACGAUCUCAGUUAAUAAUUUAAAUAUUUAAGGUCACAAGCGAAGCGAGUGCAUCAAACUUUUAAGCUGAAAUACAACUAACAAGUUAUUGUUACGUAAACCUGUUUGAAUGUUUGAUUUGUCUCCGUGUUCCGGCAUCGCUGCAAGACAGCGGACAUGAACAAUAUUUAUCUUUAAUCAAAUUAGCUGUCCGAAUAAAACAAACUCGAUAUGCACUCCAGCACCAAAUAAACUUUAUCUAAACACGGGCCAUUAAACCUUCACGUAGAAAGCGUACUUAGUUAGAAAAAUAGCAAAAAAGGUAAAUGAUCUCUUAUAUCUCCAUAAAAAAUUCACUCGUUGCUUAUUUCCCACAUUACAUAGGCAACUUAUGGAAAUUGAUGCCGCCUUUGGGGAACAUAAUUUUUAAGCGUUGGCCGUGCUGUAAAUAACCCUCGACAAACCUACACGAAAUGCAAAAACGCAAUUACGAAGGCUUACGAUCAAUUAUUAAAUAAAAGACGGGGUUAUUAAGAUAAAUCUCGAUCCUGUCAGACGCAAGCACCACGAUUCAACAAAUUAUUGAAUUGCUAAGUGUGUUCCGAGGAAGCGAUUUAUUAAUAUACAGGAAAUUAAAUCCGUCAACUUGCUUACAUUUCAAACGAUUGUUUACUGGAUAAUGCUAACUUUGCUAGUGAUAUAAUAAGGCUAUUACGAUAAUUUAGAGCACAACCUUGACUGAGCAACCCCUAUUACAAAACUGAAUUUUGAGCAAUAACGCGAGUAAGCACUUUGCAAACGUUCCACAUUUUCUGCAAGUCGGGCCAGUUCUAAUUAAACACAACACCGAAAUGGACGUAAUUUUUUUAUACUUUGCAUUUUUUUACUUUUAUACGUGCCAAAGUGCCUCACUUCAUAAAAAAAACGAGACUCUUGAAAUUUUGAAAAAGGACGUGUCACAAGUGGGGAGUGCUAUUGAAAAUUUCACUUUCGAUAUCCUCGGUGAAUUGUUGGAUGAUUCCGAGGAUCAAGAAACCACAACGAUUGAAAGUGUGAGGAGCAAAAGGUCGGUUGAAGACGAUGUCCGAGAAUUGUGCCACAAACGGUGCCAAAAAGCGCAAGAAGUUGAAACGCAACAAAUUAAGGACUUGACGGUUGAGGUCAAAAAGUUGAAACAACUCGUAAAAUUGUUGCAAGACCAACAAAAAAUUAUUGAAGUACUUGAGCAAAAGAAUAACACGGGGAAAGAAGCAAAAGAGGAGAAGGUUGAAGAAAAUGUGCCAAAUCACGAACAACUCGCCAAAAUUAAAACUGACUUGACGGAAGUCAUCAAGGAUUUGAACGAGACAAGGGAACUGAUCGACUUACAAAAACAAAAAGACGAGAUUUUGGAAGAAGAAUUGAUGAGACAGAAGGAUGAAAUUACCAAACUUAAAUCAAUUGUUGAAAAAAUAGUACAGAAAAACGAGACAAUUGAUGAUUCCCCUCACAUUUCGGCUCGUGCUAGUGAAUUGACAAAUAUCCGAAAGUUCCUAAAGUCACUCCCUGAUGAUGACGACGAUGAGGACGACAUUCACGCCAAACUAAUCCAACUAGAGAAGCAAAUUAAGAAGAAGAGGCGCCAGGAAAGCCUCUUCACCGAACUGAAAAACCUCGAAAAAAAUUUAGAUGAAGAUAACGGGGACAGCGACCUCCUGAAGCAAAUCAUCAAAGCGCUCAAAAAAUCCGAACCUGAGCGCAAAAGCGACUCCCUCGAAAUCACCAAUUUAUCGGACUUGGAAGAGGCGAUAAACCGUCUGCGCCCCAAAGAGUCCGACUCGGCCCAAUUUCAAUCCGUCUUGACCAAAUUAAUUAAUAAACCACAAACGCCAAUUACAAUAACCCCCCAACAGAUGAGCGAGCUCACUAAGAAAUUAGCCCCAAAUAAUCGCCCCUACAUUUGCAUAGCUGAUGACGGGGCGAAAAACAACGGUUAUGCAGUGCCGUAUUCCCGGAAUUUCCCCUUUUACCCGCCACUUGACCACAAUCAAUUUUUUCCGGGACAAGUUGCGCCACCGAAUUAUUACACUCCGGGAAGCGCUAAUGGGGUGGGUUCUGAGAAACAGUUCGGUUAUCAGGCAAAUGGUGACAAGUACCAGGAAGACUUGAAGCAACAGAUCGACGGCCUUCAGGCGGCUAUUGAUAGUUUGAAUCGGCCUGAAUACUUGCAAAGGCCGGAAGAUAAGGCGAUUGUGGAUGACUUGGAGCGGCAAAUCGGCGAUUUGCGGAGUUUAGUCACCAAUUUGAAUUAUGAAGGGGUCAGGGCGAAAAGAUCGACCGAAAAUAACGAAGUUGAAGAAAAAAACAGCGAGGAACUUAUCAAGGAGAUGAGUCAUUUCGUCAAUAAAUUGUUUAAGGAGAAUAACGCGACGAGUCAAGCGAGACAGUUUGGGGAAAUUCAGGACAAGAUUAAUUCGAUCAAAAAAGAAUUAGAUGGUGGCAAAAGCCGGGCGGCUAAUGACUACGCCCCGCCAUCUUUUUCCGAAUUAUUGAACCCUUUGCCAAAAGAAGUCAAGUCAAGCGUCAAAAACGACUUCUUCACCGAUGUCAUUGGCCGUAUUUUGGACAAACUCAUUUCAGCAAUCCCCAUAGUUAUCCAGAAAUUGUUCAACUUCAGUCUGGACGAGUUGUCCAAAAACGAUUACUCCGAUUACGACGUCCAGGUCCUUUAUAAAAAUCUCGGGAUUUUCGCGUAUUUGCCCGUAAUUAUCUUACGGCUGGUCAAAGGAAUCAGUGCCUUUAUGAACAUGUUACGCAAAAACAGCUUCUUUAAAAAUUUCCUAAUGCCGGCGAUUAUCUUGGCCACGGUGGCCGGUGCCGUAAUUUUCCUGAUUUGGUGGCUGCAGCCCGACACUUCAAAUAAUCCGUACGGUUACAUCAGUGAUAACAGCGACCCGAAUUAUCAAUACGCCGGAAAUUAUCAGUAUUCGGGAAAUAAUCAAUAUCCGGUCAGCACUAAUAGUCCAGUGUAUAGCAGGAGCUACUUUAAUAAAUAAUUUUUU
Molecule: messenger RNA, 6218 nt
Organism: Tribolium castaneum (red flour beetle)
Lineage: Eukaryota; Metazoa; Arthropoda; Insecta; Coleoptera; Tenebrionidae
Exons: 4
Coding region: 4029-6212 (727 amino acids)
Source: RefSeq, a predicted model, not a curated record